Lycium barbarum (goji berry) is the source of this 639-nucleotide messenger RNA. RefSeq lists its product as uncharacterized. The record is from RefSeq and is a predicted model, not a curated record. Bases 21 to 356 code for a protein of 111 amino acids. The transcript has 3 exons. Lineage: Eukaryota; Viridiplantae; Streptophyta; Magnoliopsida; Solanales; Solanaceae.
CAUUGGUACUUUCCUAAACUAUGUUGUCUCCUCCAUCUGAGGUGAACUCCAACAGUGAAGCUCCUCCGAUCGUUGUUGCUGAUUCUCUGCAAUUUCCAUCGUUGUUGUUCCACCUCAAGCAAGAUAACCUUCCACUUAUUGUUUAUCUGUUGUUGUUCUGGUCGAAAUCUCAAUAUCCCACUCUUCUUCAUGAUUUUCCUCUUCUUGUUAGUACUGUGGUUGAUUCCCAAAUCGGAGCUCUCCUACAAAUGAUCAAGUGUUCUUUUGCUCAAACCCUCUUGUAUUCGCUCCGGAUUGGAACUCUAGUUGUGAUAAGCUCGUUGUUGGAUUGCUUGGAUGACUUGAGGUUCAGGUAGAAAGGUGGACGAUCUGCACUCUAGGUUGUUGUUCAGCUGUUAUUGGAGCACUUCUCUUGUUCCAAAGUUGCUGUUGUAUUUUUCAUAUGUUAUAUUUUUGUGUGCAUAUGGGUAUGGCGGAGCCCUGUCCCGACAUUUUUAUAUCAUAUACUCUAGUAGAGGCUUGUAGAUAGUUAUGGUCCUUGUAGAUAGUCAUGGUAUAGUUAGACUUUAUAUGGCUCUUCGGCCCACAUUUUUGCUGUAUAGUAUUUCACGAUGCCCUUAUCGGCUUGCAUAGUUUUUG